Molecule: messenger RNA, 1510 nt
Organism: Mizuhopecten yessoensis (Yesso scallop)
Lineage: Eukaryota; Metazoa; Mollusca; Bivalvia; Pectinida; Pectinidae
Exons: 2
Coding region: 579-1064 (161 amino acids)
Source: RefSeq, a predicted model, not a curated record
AUAUGAUGCCCUAAGUAUAUCAACAUGGUACAGACACGCAUAAUAUCCUACCAAGUGACGUCACACACUCUGGCACCCGGAACGAGAUAAAAUAUCCCCCAGUCGUGAUGUGUAUUCCUGCUUCAGUGUGGGCCGAUUUUGUACUACAGACGAUUGUGUUUAGGGCCAGGUACAUCCAUGCAGCCGGUCGGGGAGUAAAAUUUGUCGAAACUUUUCUGCCUUACAGCUCAAUGUUAUUAUAAACACAAGGUGGGGAAUCUGAUAUGCACAUGGAAGGGCGGAACGCGCUUUGGAGAGAUGCUGGCAUACCGAACAAAAUUAAUUUGCAGUGAUUAUAAGCGAACGUCUAUCAAGAGGAAAGUACGUGUAACUCGAAACGCAAAGCAGGCGCAGUAAGGAAGGUCAUUCAUAGAUGAAUGGGAGGCGAGCAUGCCUCGGAGAAGUUAUUGAGAUGAGGCCAACACGUAAACUCGGAUUUGGUGAUGUUCUUUGCACGAGAAUCCCCAAACUAUGACAGUCAUCUUUCCUGAUUCUGCUACUAGAAAGAACAAAUAAGUCGUACAAUUUCCACACCAAGCAUGAAUCGACAGUGUUCAGACAAAUCAUUGCCCGAGUCCAAUGGAAUGACGACAUCGUCCGGGAAAGUAGCCGACUUGACCGACCUCACAGGAAAGACUCUCUCCACCAGGAAACCAGCAGGGACGGUGGAAUCUGGGGUACUGAUAAGGAAAACUUCUAUCAGGCGUCGCAUGUCCACGGAAACCGGGGAUGGCGCGAAUGAAGUGAUAUACGGAAAUCAGACAAAAGAGUACAGUCGUCUCCGGAAGGAAAUAGUGUCUAGUCCCGCGGUUACAAAAGCGCUUGAAGGUCUACGGGAACGCUGGAAAAUGCUAAUGUUUAUGCAUGAAGACUGUUUAGACAUGAUACAGGACCGGAAGGACAGACACAAACAAAGGCGGAAGUGCAGGGAACGCCGGGAAAUCUUUGCUUCCUGUAUUAUAUACACCGGAAUUUUUAUGCCAAUAACAAUUCUGACAUUGACAAUCUUGCUUAUCAUAUUCUAAUAGAAAAUCUAGUGAGUGGAAAAUCUAGUGAGAAAAAUGCAUUUUUUUAAGACUAUUCUAUGGAGUUGUAGAAAUAUUUUACACGAGUUAUCGUUCAACAUGUUUUCUCAGGAUCAAACAUAUUUUGAAUAUUAAAAUCAUCAUUUUCAUCAUCAUCAUCAUCAUGCUUAUUCCUCAAUAUAAAAAAAAAAUUCUCAACGAAAUGAAUAAAAUAAAAGUCAUAUAAACCCUACAUAACUGAGACAACAUAUAUAUUUAUCUAUAUCAAUUUUACCAUUAAUCUACUAAAAAUGGUAGUUUCUACGCUCAGUUAUUUAGGAGUGGGACAACUGGUUCGCCCGUUGUCAGUAUAAUGUGAACGGGUGGGGUGACCUGAUGGGAGUCUUCGGCAGUAUGUUUCAGUGAGGUAGCACUACAAAGUCGGCAUCAGUUCCGCGCUACCACAA